Messenger RNA from Salvelinus namaycush (lake trout), 1170 nucleotides. RefSeq names its product methyltransferase-like protein 23. Bases 418 to 999 code for a protein of 193 amino acids. NCBI's taxonomy places the organism in Eukaryota, Metazoa, Chordata, Actinopteri, Salmoniformes, Salmonidae. Gene Ontology annotation, cellular component: nucleus; cytoplasm. The transcript is spliced from 5 exons. The record is from RefSeq and is a predicted model, not a curated record.
CCAAUGAAAACCGCUGGUGCGCUGAAAGUGCAGCAGCAGCCUACGUGACCAUCGGCACUGGUUUUGUAAGGUGAAACGUGUUGAAAGAGCUAACAUGGCUAGCUAGCCUAGAUAGCUUGCUACGGACAGUUUACCUUCACUGAGCGGUGUGACACAUCGAAAGUCUCGCAAUAGUCAUGUUUCGUCCAGUCUGAAGAGUCCUUCAGCUCAGGUCUGGCGCUCCGCUUCGCCUCUUUGAUCCUCUUCUUACUUUUAUGGUUCAUUCCUGCGAAUUUAGGGACUUGAGUUAGCUAGCUAGCUAGACUGGGGUGCAUAGACAAACACAUUUGCUAGCUUGACUUGCUAGUAGUGAAGCGAACGUUAAUUGAGUGGCUAGUCUGGAGUUAAAGUUAAACGGUCCUUGAUCCACAAUAUGGGAUGCAUGCAUGGCCCUGUGCAGUGGUAUUAGCACAAUGUGUGUGGACACAUAGGGAAGAGCUGAUGCGCAAAACAGUGCUUGAGCUUGGGGCUGGCGUGAGUUUACCUGGUGUGGUGGCAGUGAAGUGUGGGGCACAAGUGAUCUUGUCAGACAGUGCAGAACUUCCACUGUUUCUGGAGAACUGUAGGCGCACCUGUGAAGUGAAUUUACUGCCCAAUGUGCUUGUGGUGGGUAUUACCCGGGGAGAGGUCUCCCCAGACCUUCUGCUCCUCCCUCCAUUAGACAUCUUGGGAUCAGAUGUUUUCUAUGAGCCUGAAGGCGAGUUCAGACUGACCGAUAUUGAGAAUGUCCUGGUGACCAUCUCCUUCCUCUUGAGAAAAAACCAUGAGGCCCAAUUUUGGACAACUUACCAAGAGAGAAGUGCCGACUGGUCCAUAGAGGCAUUGCUGCACAAAUGGAACUUGAAGUGUCUCAACAUUCCACUGGAGAAGUUCCAUGCCAACAAAGAUCAACUAGCUGGGGCAACACUUCCUGGAAGCCAUAAUGUACAAAUGAUUAUAACCGAGGACAAGGAAAGCUGAAUGAAAAAGACAAAAUUGUCAACUUAUCCUUCAGUUACUGCCAGCAAGGCACAGUUAAAGUCACCAAAUAGUCAAGACCCAAGGGUUCAAAACUCAAUGCAUUAUAAAAUAGUUUAAGUUGUAUAGUAGUGUUCUGUUAAAGUUUUAGAAUAAAUUGAUAACCCAAAUGUU